Varroa destructor (honeybee mite) is the source of this 2331-nucleotide messenger RNA. RefSeq lists its product as uncharacterized. Gene Ontology annotation, molecular function: DNA-binding transcription factor activity, RNA polymerase II-specific; RNA polymerase II cis-regulatory region sequence-specific DNA binding. The record is from RefSeq and is a predicted model, not a curated record. NCBI's taxonomy places the organism in Eukaryota, Metazoa, Arthropoda, Arachnida, Mesostigmata, Varroidae. Gene Ontology annotation, biological process: cell differentiation; anatomical structure morphogenesis; regulation of transcription by RNA polymerase II.
AUGCAGUGGUGCAGAACAGAUCCAAACGUGGGUCAAAAGGAGUUUCUACACAAAAGUUCACGAUAUCAGAAUUCGCUUGACGCACGUUGUACUCCAAGGAUCAUCAGUGAGGGUUGCUGUUCUCGGAGCACCCAGCCGUGCUCGUCAUUUUUCGCCGUCGUUGUCCUCGUCCUUUUCCUGACCGCCCUCAUCGGCUUGCUCGACGGCGUUCGUCGCUUUUUACGCUUGCAGCCAAUAGAGGAAGUUGCGGUACGCUCAGGCCCCGAACGCCCAGAUCCGUCUGAAACAACAGCAGCAGCAACAGCAGCAGCGCGCGGUUGGUUAUCGGGGCGGCUCCAGAGUAACGGUGGGCGAGGGUUGGGCGGAGCCAAUAGCCGCAAGAGGCGGUGCUUACCGUUACAGCGAGAGUUAUCGCCGACUCGGCAAGCGCUCAGGUUCUGGACGCCGAUCGGCAAAGCACUUGAAGUUGGGCCUACAGAGGGUGCCAUGCAUUCGAUCGCCGAGCAACAGAGUGGUGAUUAUUAUUGUGGGUCAUCAUCAUCAUCAGUUGGGAUAACGACACCAUUGGUCAUUAAUUCUGUGGACAGUCGUUCGCCGGUCUCGCCUGCUGUGCGCACGCCUAAUCUAGGAAUCGGGGUAACUAAAUCGACCAAUUUGUGCAGUUCUGAAUUACGACCUGAAAAUUCACGAAUAGGAUCAUAUAGCAGAACUAUGGGAGUUCCGUCGCCAUACGGAGACGUAGGCUGCUCGUCAGGACAGAUACUUUCUCCAUACGCGUCAUCUGCAGGCGAACUUUAUCUUCCUGCCGAUUUACGUGCCCCCUACCUAGCGCCCGCCUACCAGAGUCAAGUGUUACACACCUCACAUAUGGGCAGUGUGUCCAAAGAUAUGGUUAAACCACCGUACAGUUAUAUCGCAUUAAUUGCAAUGGCAAUUCAGAAUUCAGCAGAGAAAAAGGUAACACUGAACGGAAUAUACCAAUUCAUUAUGGAGCGUUUUCCAUUCUAUAGGGAAAAUAAGCAAGGCUGGCAGAACUCUAUUCGACAUAAUCUUUCGCUAAAUGAGUGUUUCGUAAAAAUUGCCCGCGACGAUAAGAAACCGGGAAAGGGUAGCUAUUGGACGCUACACCCGGACUCACUAAACAUGUUUGACAAUGGCAGUUUCUUGAGAAGACGUCGUCGCUUUAAACGAAGUGACACCGAACGUAAGAAUAUCGAGGAAUCCUCCAAUGAUCCUAGUGUAGGUACAAAUGCGGUAACCGGUACUGUUGCAACAAUGCAAAUGGCGCCGAACGUUCUUGAAAACGGAGAACUUAACGCAGCAAAUGGUGGUGGAUCAUCUGUAGGAACGUCGUCGGCUCCUAGCAAAAGUAAAAAGUUGAAGAAAUCUAAAAACUGUAGCUCGUCAAGAAAUAUAGCGGCAGGGGUCUCAGCGACGGUACCGUCAUCCAACGCCCAACAGCAACAGCAACAACAGAACGAAUACUUUCUGGUGUCAGAAGUCGAUACGACUUCCUCUCGAGGUGAUGGACUUAAUCCACUAAAACAAAUUGUGGCCCAUAAAAGUACGGAUAAUGUCCAAGUAAAUGGAGCCUUGUACCCGUCGUUACCCCAUUCGAAUCAGAUGCUUGCAGCAGCCGCACAAGUAAGUACAAUCGCUUGUGCACCAAGUCAACAGGAAAGCGUGGCAGCUGCAGGUGUCGUUGUGAAUGGAGAGAUUCAGGCGCAAACUAGUAGCUUAUCAUCUAAAUCACCCAAUCUUGUCAAACAAGAAUACCCCUCACCACCCCAAAGCGUUGAGCUUUACACGGCGACUCCUACUAACGAUCACGUAGAUGUGGUAGGGGGGAGCUUAGCAACUUACCCUUCCCACCAUUCGCCAUCGUCACACGGUGUUUAUAACCAUUAUAGCAGCCUUAAAAAGUCUGGUUACCAUAGUUCCAACCUGGAAACAAUUGAGGCACCAGGUCUGGAUCAUUAUCCAUACGGACGGUGGCACCCCCAAUUGCAGGACUGUUCAAGUCCCGACCUUCACCCGGGAAACAAUUAUACUGUUAGCGGGACAAUGACUACAGACAAUGGACAGGAUCAUUAUUACAAUCAUCAAGUAUCAUCAUCAUCUGGAAGUUUAGCCCCCCCUUUCUCCGGAUCACCGGCAAACCUACCUGGGCUAGCGGGAUUACCCGCUCAUACAAUGGUACAGCAUACAACCCAAGGCCUUGGCCAAACUGGGUUAACUUCUACUUCGGCCUACUUUUGUGAUACCGUUGCUUCAGGUCCUCGCCCACAGCACGUCCCGUGGACGUACCAUACGGCCCUUGACCGUUAUUGA